CCCCAACAUCUCAACACCCCGAAGAUGAAAGUCUUCUCGCUCUUCUCGCUGUUGUUCGCUACUCUUACCGCAACCUCCGCCGCCCUCGUCGGCUCCGGAGGCGUGCCGACUUGCACUAACGAGCAGGUUGCGUACGAGACCUACAUCGGCAAGGACCACAAUGUCAAGGUCUCGUACUCCCAGUGCGACGAAGACGCCUCGACGGCUGCCCUUGCUAAGAGGCAGAGCAGCAAUGUCUGCGGCGCUGCUUGCAACACCUUCUGCUUCACUCCGGCCGGCGGCCCCAGCGCUAGCGACUGCAACGUCAUAGCAGAUGCCCUGCUAUACGACUCGCAGAACGUCGGCGUGCUCUUCAACGUCUCUGCUACCGGCACCCCCACGAACAAGAUCACGAUGCAGUACGGGACGUGCCUCACGUACUUCCUGAACCAGGACUUCUCCACGCUCGUGUACUGCCGGACCGAAUGGUCCAAGCUCGUCACCUGGCUGUCUACCGAUUGCGCCCCUGCCAACAAUGCCCAAGGCGGGCUAUGCGUCGCGACCGACCAGCGCUGGUACGUCCAGCUCCAGCACUCGUAAUCGAUGGCCUCUCAGGAACUUCGAACGGAGUGCGGACUCCACGUUUCGGACUCUUUCUGGCCCGGACUCGUAUGGACUGAUUCUUGGACACUAUGGCUCUGUUGUAACGUCUCCUACCCUCACUCCAUGAUCAUGUAUCUCUCCCAGCACGGGAGACUCUUCCGUGCGGUCCCUAUGAUGGCGUACCGUGCAUCACUGUUCAUGAGCAGCAAC
Molecule: messenger RNA, 792 nt
Organism: Trametes versicolor FP-101664 SS1
Lineage: Eukaryota; Fungi; Basidiomycota; Agaricomycetes; Polyporales; Polyporaceae
Exons: 5
Coding region: 25-579 (184 amino acids)
Source: RefSeq, a predicted model, not a curated record